This is a messenger RNA of Desarmillaria tabescens, 168 nucleotides long. RefSeq lists its product as uncharacterized. The annotation marks the transcript as partial. Lineage: Eukaryota; Fungi; Basidiomycota; Agaricomycetes; Agaricales; Physalacriaceae. Gene Ontology annotation, biological process: regulation of transcription by RNA polymerase II. Gene Ontology annotation, molecular function: DNA-binding transcription factor activity, RNA polymerase II-specific; zinc ion binding; RNA polymerase II cis-regulatory region sequence-specific DNA binding. The transcript has 2 exons. The record is from RefSeq and is a predicted model, not a curated record.
AGGAAGCACGUCUGUACGGUGUGCAAUAGGCGCUUCAAUAGACCGAGUAGCCUCCGCAUACAUGCUAACACACAUACCGGUGCUACACCAUUCCAAUGUCCAUUCCCCGGGUGCGGUAGGCAAUUCAAUGUGAACUCUAACAUGCGCCGCCACUACCGAAACCAUACC